Monodelphis domestica (gray short-tailed opossum) is the source of this 2753-nucleotide messenger RNA. Lineage: Eukaryota; Metazoa; Chordata; Mammalia; Didelphimorphia; Didelphidae. The record is from RefSeq and is a predicted model, not a curated record.
AGGGCACCGCCCCCUCCAGCUGCUCCUGCGGUCAAUAGCCCAGCUCACGCAGUUCGGGGCCCAGCACCCGCCAGCUUCAGCGGCUAUUCUGUCUGCUGCGUUUUUGUGCCUCCAUUUCUGUUCCCACGCGGUGCGGAUGGUCGCAGCACUCCUCAGCCAGCCUGGUGCGAUGCUGCCCCGCAGGUGGUGAAGAAUGACGUACCCGACCCUUUGGUUUCUGCUCUUCGGAAUUAUCCUCAGUGGGGUCCUACGCAGUGCAACUGCCAUCCAGCCAGAUGCUGUCUGCCCCCGAAGCUUGGACUGUACCUUGAGGCGGAGGGCCUUGUGCCCACCAGGGUCCAGUUCCUGUGGACCCUGCCUCCGAUCCUUUGUGGAGGAUGACCUUGGCCACUGUAUUCCCAAAAAACAGCUACCAAGAGGUAAGAUGCAGCCCUGGCCUAACCUGGAAGAAGAAAUCGACAUUCUGGCUAACAUGCUGGCCCGGCAAGACACUGUCCCCCAUCGCCAGGACACUGUCCCCCAGCGCUUCCGCUGGCCUGCAGCCACCCUGGCAUCCCCAGGACAGGAGCCUGAUACCCCACCCCCUCGGGGUGCACAAGUUCCCACGAUUAGAGCCUCCCAGUCAUCUUCGAGGCCUGUGGAGAUGUCACCUGUGGAUCCCCCACACCCAAGCAAUGACGUCUUUGUUCUCAUGAUGAUCGUGGUCUGUGCAGUGGCUGGGCUCUCGGCGCUGGUUGUAGCUGUUGUCUGCUGGUGCAGGUUACAAAAGGAAAUCCGCCUGGCUCAGAAAACAGACUACUCAUCCAAGUCCCAGAAAGUAUCCAGCUCUCCAGCCUUCGGCAGAAGCAUGCCUGGGGACAAGAAGCUUGCCCAGAGUGCCCAGAUGUAUCACUACCAGCACCAGAAGCAGCAGAUGCUGUCACUAGAGAAGCAUAAAGAGCAGCCUAAAAUUAUGGACUCUGGGUCCUCUGAGGAAGAGAAUGAGGAUGGAGACUUCACUGUCUAUGAGUGCCCUGGCCUGGCCCCUAUGAAUGCCUUGACUGGAGAGAUGGAAGUGAAGAACCCAAUGUUUGACGACUCUGCUCUGGUGGGCCCUAGCCCCCGUGCUGCCUCUGGCCCUCGAGCCACUGCUGGCCCCCGAUCUGGAUCUGUUCCUCGUGUCAGCUCGGGCUCCCGCACUACAGUGAAGAGUGAGUACAACUUGGAGGGACCCUCGAACCCCGACUCCAGCCAGACCAAGGGGUGGUAUGCCUUCUCUGCACCCCAGCCCCCGGCUGAGGCCAGCCAGGCCAGUGCCUCCCACAACCUUCACCUCAUGCCGCCCAAAGAGGAAGACUCGUCCUGCUCUUCCCCUUCUUCAUCCUCCGGGGCUCCUGAGCGCGACCUCAGGGAGAACGUCGCCCCCGAAGCUAAUAAGUACUGCGCCCGUCCAGGCCCAGCCUACUAUGCCCCUGCCUGGACCGGGCCCUUCUGGCCAGGCCUGGGAAGCACGGGUUCUGUUCCAACUGGGGCCCUGCCGGGGCCCCCUCUCCCUCACCACCCUCUCCAGGCUCUUGGGACCUUCCCGGGACCCAGGCCUCUUUACCCAGCACCCCUCCAGCAGCCCCAGUCAGGGCUGGGCAGUGUCGGCAGCAGCAUUAGCAGCAGCAGCAGCAGCAUUAGCAGCAGCAACAACAGCAGCAUUAUCAGCAGCAGCAGUGUCAGCAGCAGCGUCAGCAGCACCAGCGGUUCCAGUGGGGCAGCCAGUGAGGAGGGCAUCCCCUCUAGUGACAGUGGAGAGGAGGACACCCCAACCUCUGAGGAACUGGAGCUGUUUGCCAAAGAAUUGAAACACAAGCGAAUUUCCCUGGGUUUCACUCAGGCUGAUGUGGGCAUGGCCCUGGGCACAUUGUAUGGGAAGAUGUUUAGUCAGACCACCAUCUGCCGGUUUGAAGCUCUGCAGCUGAGCUUUAAGAAUAUGUGCAAAUUGAAACCACUACUUCAGAGGUGGCUGCAGGCUGUUGAGAACACUGAAAACCCUCAGGAGGCUCUAGCUGUGCCCUGUCCCCCCCAGAUGUGCAGUAUGGAGCAAGUGCUAGCCCAGGCUCGAAAGCGUAAACGUCGUACAAGUAUUGAGACCAGUGUGAAGGGGACCCUAGAGGGCUUCUUCAGGCGUUGUGGGAAGCCCACUCCCCAGCAAAUCUGUGACUUGGCAGAAGAGCUGCACCUGGACAAAGAUGUGGUGCGAGUCUGGUUCUGUAACCGAAGGCAGAAGGGUAAGAGGCUUCUUCUGCCCUAUGGAGAAGACGGUGAAGCAUUGCCUUAUGAUCUGACUCCCGGCACUGCCCUUGUCCUGCCAACUGCUGCUGUACCCCAGAACUAUGCAGCACCCCCACCACCUGUGCCCCCUGCCCUCUAUAUGUCCACCUUUCCUAAGGGUGAGCCCUGCAUCCCAGGCAUGCCCAUGCCUAAUGGGGGCAUCUGAGCCAGGAUCAGCAUUAUAGGAACUCACUGGGGGCUCAGGAUGCCUCUUGCUUUCCCCUUCCUGCCCUUGUCCUAUCCUGGUGACUGGUCAUUGUCCACUGCCUGAGAUUCAAUGGUCAGGCCUUUUCCCUAUCCCAGAUCCUCUUUCUACCCCUACACUGCCCACAUCUAGAUUUUUGGGCUUCUGGAAAACAAUAUUCAGGUCUUUUUUCUCUCCCUUCUUUCACCUCACACUCCCAAACUUCUGAUGGGUUUGGGAGCCAGUUUGGAAAUAAAAAGUUGGAUGGUAA